AUGAUUAUUGUUAUCAGUUUAGCUUUUGUCUUAGGCCUUUGUUUAUACCUAAAAUAUUACUAUUUUGCUCUAUUUCUUGAAAACCUUCCAUGUAUGCGACAACAAUUUCUUUUUGGAAACAUUCUUCAAUUCCAAAAUGAUAGCCUUGUAACUGUGUUCGCUAAAUGUCGAAAACACUUUGGUGAAACAUUUGCUCUCUACUAUGGUCCAUCACGAUUUGUUCAUAUUAGUAAACUUGAACAUGUAGCAGAAAUUUUUUCACGAAUUAAAAUAUAUGAACGUGAUAUAAUGACUCGAAGCAACACUAAUGCCCUGCUACCUCGAUGCCUGCGUACAUUAAUCGGAACCGAAUGGCAAACACGAAAACGAAUAGUAUCAGCAAGUUUUCGUUCAUCACACAUGUUAGUCCAUGCUCCAAAUAUUGUUGCUACAGCCGACUUACUUAUCGAUAAUUUGCGCUCCGAAAACAGUACUCCAAAUGGAACUGUUCAUAUGUCAGCUGCAUUUGAUCGAAUCAUAAUUGAAGGUCUGCUACAAAUCUUUAUUGGUUAUUCGGCAAGUUAUGAAACUACAGUAAUGGAAUUUAGCAAUGCUUUUCUUCAACUUGAACAAGCAAAUUCAUGUAUGUUCAGCGCAUUUCUUCUUCCGAUUUGGUUUAAGAAAGCUUAUAUAAAGAUGAAUAAAGAAUAUUGCCGAGCUGAAGCAAUUCUUUAUACUCAUAUGGAGUGCUUUAUUGGCAACUCUAAUAGAGACGAAAAAACUCUAUUGAAUUCAUUGAUUGAAGCUCAUGAACAAAAUCUCGUAACAAAACCUGAAAUUUUUAGUGAAGUUUUCGACAUAUUAUCAACAGCAUAUUCAUUUGUGCGCUCAAAUAUUCGAUGGUUUCUCCAUUACCUUUCGGAUAAUGAACAUGUACAAACGAAAAUUAAGCAAGAACUAGCCGAUUUAUCAAUUAGCUAUCAUACGAUAUGGACUAUGAAAUUAAUCAAUAAAUUGAUUUAUACAGAAUGUGUUUGUAAAGAAAUAUUAAGACAUUCGCCAGGAAUUGCACCAUACAUUGCACGAACAGCUAUUACAGAUGGUAUAAUCGAAGAUGAGCCAAGUCAGAUACGGAUUUGCAAAGGUGAUACGAUAGUUAUUGGCGCAUACAAUAUUCAUCAUGACUCACAACAUUGGAAAUUAGACCCUUAUCGCUUUCUCCCAGAACGCUUUCUUAAUGAAGAUAGAGAUCAUGAACGAAAUGCUUUCAUUCCGUUUGGUGGUGGUGAUCGUGCUUGUAUAGCACGACAAAUCUCAAUGGUAAUACUGAAAAUUAUUUUGGUACGCUUCAUGUUAUCAAUAAGUAUACAUCGACACGAAGAUAGAGAUAGUGCCGUGAUGGCAAGCAAUCUAGCUCUUGGUCAAAAAGAAGCAGUUGAUUUGGGUGGUAUAUAUAUUAGGUAG
Adineta ricciae is the source of this 1443-nucleotide messenger RNA. Lineage: Eukaryota; Metazoa; Rotifera; Eurotatoria; Adinetida; Adinetidae. The record is from the annotation of a GenBank genome assembly.